CGGCGCUGCUCGUACCCAGGACACCGCCAGGCCCUGCCUCUGCUCCAACCGGCAGCAGCGGCACUACCGGGGGGAGGGCGGGCUCCUGUCUGCAUGACGCAGCCGCACCCCUGUCCAAUGGCAUUAGGCUACGUAGCCCUCCCCCCUUGGGAUGGGGCCCGUCCGCGCGGAGCCUGCUGGGUGUCGUAGUCCGUGGGGUGGGGCCGGCCCCACAUCCCCGCUGCCUGCCCUGGGGCGCGGGCGCUGCCGGGACUACAGCUCUCAGGGGGCAGCGCGGCGGGCGGGGCCUCCCUUCCCUCAGCUCUGCCCCGCCUUCAGCGCGCCGCGAUUGGACUGGAGGUGCCGGCGCGAUGGAGCGGCUGCUGCUGCUGGUGCUGCUCGUGUGCGCCCCGCGCCCGCUUUGCCCGGCCCGGGCCGGCGGCUGGGCGGCCGGGGCGCUGGCGGAGGAGCGGCGCUGCACGGUGGAGCGGGCGGACGCGGCGCUGAGCUACGCGCGCUUCGUGGAGCGGUAACGGGGGCCCCGUGGGGCGGGGCGGGGCGCUGGGGACCGCGGCGCCGGGCUCAGCGCUCCGCUCCCGCAGGUUCGCCUUCUCCCGGCCCGUCGUCAUACGCGGCCUCACGGACAACGCGGCUUUCCGGGCGCUGUGCACCAGGGACCGGCUGCUGGCGGCCUUCGGGCAGCGCCGGGUGCGGCUCAGCACCGCCAACACCUACUCGUACCGCAAAGGAGUACGUGGAGCACCUGCUGGAGCCUCAGGACCUGGAUCUGCUGGGCAGUGACACACUCUACUUCUUCGGGGACAACAACUUCACCGAGUGGGGCUCCCUCUUCCAGAAGUAUGUGCCCCCGCCCUUCCGCUUGCCCGGCACCACCAGUGCCUACAGCUUCGGCAUUGCUGGCUCCGGCUCAGGGGUGCCCUUCCACUGGCAUGGCCCUGGGUUCUCCGAGGUGAUCUUUGGCAGGAAGCGCUGGUUCCUGUACCCACCAGAGCACACACCUGAGUUCCACCCCAACCGGACGACGCUGUCCUGGCUGCUGGACACAUACCCGCGGCUGCCCCCUGAGGCACGGCCCUUAGAGUGCACCAUUCGCCCAGGCGAGGUCCUGUACUUCCCUGCCCGCUGGUGGCAUGCCACACUCAAUUUGGACACAAGCGUUUUUAUCUCCACCUUCCUGGGGUAGUGCUGAGCUGUGCCCUGCCCCCAUUGCUGUUGGCUCCCCACAGCUGAAGAGUCCAUGUGCUUCCUGCCCCAGAUAGAAGCUGUGAUGCUGCUGUGUUGUAGCACCCCUCUGCCCUCUUCCAUGGGCCAUUGCAAUGGAGACCUUUGUGUGAGCACCUGGAUAGGCACAGCACCUGUGUGCACUAGCCCCUUGUGAGGGGUGGGGAGUGCAACUGUUCCAGGCUGUGGCUCAGUGGCCUGACCCUUGUCCUCAUGAAGGGUCGAAUCUCCUAAGCCUAGGCGCUCACAAGCAGUGCUCCUCUGCAGCUGGACCCUACUUCAGCAUCUGUUUGUUCUUCCAUUCCUCUCUUCCCCUUGACCUGGGGCUACAUUCCAGCAGCUCCAUGACCAAAUGAGCCCAGGGGAGGGCACCUUCUCUUCUGAGUUUAGUUUAUCUUCUUGCAUGUUACACUGCUCCAAGUGUUUGAGCAACAAGGCCAGUUUCAGAAGGCAGCUCCUGGGGACUAGCAGACUGGAGUGCUGUCAGUGAGCAGCUUCUACCAGGGCACCUUAGCAGUGGACCAGCUCCCUAGCUUAUGGCACAUCCCAGCUAGGCAAGGGUGGGGUAAACUGGGAAGUGGGGGGGGGGGGGGGGGGGGGGGGCGGGGUGUCCCUCUGCUGAGCCUGACCUCAUAUAUGCUGUGCCCCCAGCCCCCAUGGUGCCUCCUGGAAAAGCCAAGGGACCAGCUCUUUUUGUGCAGCCACUGGCAGGGAUUUGCUUACAUACUGACUCAGGCAUAGGGGACAGGACUGAAUACUUGACAUUGUUUAGGUUAUUUAUUGGGGUUUUUUGCCCUGUUACUCUUUGGAUUAAAAAAAUGUAGAUGACUAUAA
This is a messenger RNA of Alligator mississippiensis (American alligator), 2055 nucleotides long. It is a transcript of the gene JMJD8, whose product is annotated as jumonji domain containing 8. Gene Ontology annotation, cellular component: cytoplasm. The transcript is spliced from 8 exons. NCBI's taxonomy places the organism in Eukaryota, Metazoa, Chordata, Crocodylia, Alligatoridae. Bases 152 to 1183 code for a protein of 343 amino acids. The record is from RefSeq and is a predicted model, not a curated record.